This is a messenger RNA of Cotesia glomerata, 1459 nucleotides long. It is a transcript of the gene Fntb, whose product is annotated as protein farnesyltransferase subunit beta. The transcript has 7 exons. Bases 95 to 1297 code for a protein of 400 amino acids. Gene Ontology annotation, cellular component: protein farnesyltransferase complex. Lineage: Eukaryota; Metazoa; Arthropoda; Insecta; Hymenoptera; Braconidae. Gene Ontology annotation, molecular function: protein farnesyltransferase activity. Gene Ontology annotation, biological process: protein farnesylation. The record is from RefSeq and is a predicted model, not a curated record.
AAUUAUUAAAUUUUAAAGGUUACACAUUUCUCGACCGGGAGUUUAAAAUUCAGGUUAAAAAAUAUUUAUUUAAGAAAUAAAUAUUUGGAGGACAAUGUACGAAUUUAAUAGUGAUUUAAGUCAAGGAAUGAGAUCCUUUAAGGAAUUGUUAUUGGUAACUCAAGAUGAUGAAGAAUUUGAGACAACAACUUCUGUUGAACAGGAAACUGUUGAAGAAAAUUGUCUGCAACUUUACAAAAUAGCUGAAGAUCCAAAAUUAAGUCGCGGACGUCAUAUAUCCUGGUUAAAAAAAUCAUUACAUAAAUUAUCUGAGGGUUACGAGUGUUUAGAUUGCAGUAGACCUUGGCUCUGUUACUGGUCACUACACGCAUUAAAUUUACUAGGUGAACAAUUAAAUGAAGAAGACAAUAUAAAAGUUAUUGAUUUUUUAUCUAAAUGCCAAGACCCAUUGGGAGGUUUUGGUGGUGGUCCUGGUCAAUUUCCACAUUUGGCUUCUACUUAUGCUGCGGUUUGUGCACUGUGUACCAUUAAAUCCAAGAAAGCUUAUGAUGCAAUCGAUAGAAAAUCAUUGGUGCGUUUCUUCCGUUCAUUGAAAUUUAAAGACGGAAGUUUUUCAAUGCACAGAGACGGCGAGCUAGACAUAAGAGGUGUUUACUGUGCGAUAGCAGUAGCUAAGCUGACAAAUGUCUACUCAGAAGAGCUUUUCAAGGGCACAGAUGACUGGAUUUCCAGGUGUCAAACCUGGGAAGGUGGCUUUGGAGGUUGUCCGGGUAUGGAAGCUCAUGGAGGAUACACUUACUGUGGACUUGCGUCGCUAGUUUUGAUGGGGAAGGUUGAUAAGUGUGACUUGUCCGCGUUGUUGAGAUGGCUGGUUAAUAAACAGAUGAAAUUAGAAGGAGGUUUUCAAGGACGUACUAAUAAAUUAGUGGAUGGCUGCUACUCAUUUUGGCAAGGUGCUUCAUUUCCUCUGAUAAAUGCGAUCCUAGCUAAAGAAAAAAAAUAUUUCAAUUCAAACAAUCACUGGCUCUUUGAUCAAAAAGCACUUCAAGAGUAUAUUCUUGUUUGCUGUCAAAAUCCUUAUGGUGGAUUUUUAGAUAAACCAAAAAAAAAUCGUGAUAUUUAUCAUACUUGCUACGUACUGAGUGGACUCUCGAUAGCCCAAAAUUCACCCACUCCGUCAAUACUCGGCCAACGGUACAUUAAUUUAGUCGAAUCAACUCAUCCACUUUACAACCUUGUGUCUUCAUGUGUCACCAAAGCCAUUAAUUACUUUGAAAUACUGCCAAUACCUGAUUAACAUUGAUGAAUAAUUAAAAUCAACUUAAAUUUUUAAAAAAUUCAAAUCAACUUGUUAAAAUUAUAGAUUAUUAAAAAAUCCUUACGAUGGACCAAGAAUUUAUGAGCAACAUUCAAAAUGCCAAUUAAAUUUUAAAUUUUCACUUUAAUGUACACUAAUUAU